GCCAGGGAGGCUUGACAAUUACUAGAACCGUUAUAUUUGAAAGAAUCGAUGUUAGAAAUACGGAGUCGUAUUUAGAUCAGCUGUGUGGCAUCAUGUUUUGAAGCUUCUUAUGCGGUGUAUUUCGCUUCUAUGAACGCUUCUCUUCAAAAAUUUAAGUUUUCUAAUGGAAAUCGAAUAAUUUUGGAAUGUUUCAAGUGUGAUCUGCAAAUAUUAAUUUAUUCUUUUUUCUCUAAUGGCAUAACAAUAAACUAAUUUUAUAAGCGUAGUAUUGUAUAAAGGGAAAGUUCGAGACGUAUCUCUAUUGCAACAGGACAUGUUUGAAAAUUUGCAACAAGUGAACAGAAGUCUGAAAGGUGAUGAUAGUUUGCAUACAGUUUUGAGAAAUUAUAAUUAGAAAUCCAGAACCUAAAAAAUAAAAAAAAUGGCUUUAGGUCUUUAUUGCAAAAAUCUUGGUAUUGAUGAGGAAGUUUUGAAUGGACAGAAGACUAAGGUAUGUGAAGAAAGUAAAAGUAUCAGCAAUGGGGUUAUGUGGGAACUUAGAAAGUAUAAAACAGCAAAGAAGCUUGGAAAUAAAGAACUUGUUGAUUGGUUAAUAAACAUCUUUCAAGUAAAAUGUGAAAACACUGAAGCUGUACAAGAAGAACUUAAUAAAAAAUAUGAUACUCUAAUGAAUAUUCGGAAAUAUUUAUCUAAGUCACCUAAUAGAUAUCGUGGCGAGAUUGAUCGGCUUAUGAACUGGAAUUUUGACUUUCCUCCUGAUAUGGGUAUGGAUCCAGUUGACGCUUUUGAACCAACUGUUUGUGCUAGUCUUGGUCCUAAAUUGCUGAAAGUUUUGAAAGAGAAAGGAGGAGAUGAUGAUGACUCAAUGGAUAUGUCUGGUCAUUCAGAUGAGGAUGAUGAAGAAGCUAAGAAGCGGAAGGCAAGAGAAGAAAUAGUACAUCUUAAAAGAGAUUUGGGUAUUGCUAAAAAGGUUAUAACUUCUUUAAAUGAUAAAAUGGCUGAUCUAAAUAAACGAUGUCAAAUGUUAAAUGAUUUGAGUAAAUCUAGCGUUGCUGAACGAAGGCGAAUUGAAACUGAUAUUGCUAAAGUUAAGGUAGAGUGGAGUAAUGCAAUGGUAAAUUGGCAUGAUUGCAUGGAGCGCUUGAAUUAUGUCAAUAACAACAAAGGGAAUUAUUUAGAUGUGGGUUAUAUGGUUAGACGUAACAAAACUAAACAAGGUAUAUUUGAUGAAUUAAACUACGAGUUUGAAAAGACAUUAGAAGAUUUUAAGCAUAAAAUUACUAAAACUAAUACAUUUCUUGAUAAAGAAAAGAAAAAGAAGAAGGUUGUAGCAAAGCAAAAGAGUUCAAGUACAAAGAAGAGAGGUCGACAAGACACUGAAGAGACUGAAGAAAACAAAAAGCCUCGCUUGUCAGAAGAAGCUGAUAAAUCUGCUGAUGCUUCAACUAUUUCACUUGAUACAAGUACAGCCUCUGUAGCAGAUUCUAGCUUUGUUGCACCCGAUGCUCCAGCUCCUCAGGUUUCUGAUUCUGCCACUAAUGCAGUACCAGCUUCUCCUGCUCCUAAUACUGUCAUGACCUUGGAAGACUUCAUGAAUUCAGAAAAAUUGGACGAAUUUAAAAAUGGGAAAUUCAUUAAUGCUUUGCGAGCUGUAUAUUAUGAAUUGAGCAAUAUGCCAAUUCCUUGUCCUGAUGUUCAUGAAGUUAUAUUCUCAAUUCUUGAUGAAUUGGAGCCUUUGAAUACAGAUAAACUUCCUUCUCCAUCAUUUGCAGGAAAUAUAUUAAUGGAAUGUCAUAUGGCAGCUGCACUUCAAGCUUUUACCGAAUUUCUGAAAGUGAGCAAGGUAUCAAUCUGUAACGAUGGCCAAACAAAAUUUUUAUUUGCUGGUACAUCUUAUGAUGUAACUUUAGCUGAUGGGUCUACUUUAAAACUUGGAGUGAGAGAUAUAUCAGGUGGCAGUCCAGAUACUUCCUUAAGUGUGUUGAAAGAUAUCUUGAGUGACAUCAUUAAUAUUAAAGUUGAGGGUAGUAGUCCUACUGAUUCAAUAAUAAAAACAGUAAAAGCUUUUAUGUCUGACCAUCAAUUAUUAGACCGAAAGUUGAUUGAAAUUUUAUUUUUGUAUAAACAGCAGAUAUCACCUCUUGUUGCAAAUAAUUUAGAAACUUUGCCUGAUGCAUUUCGCACUAAAGCAAUCAUCUUAAACAACUUUUGCACUGGCUUAUACUGCUUAUUAGGGCUUGCUAAAUUAGCUGAUGCUACAGUUUUAGCAUGGGAAGGAAUGUCUUCUGGCAAUAAUGUAGAUGCUUUUGAUGUUGGUUUUAUUUUAAGUAAAACUGUUCGACAAGCAUAUGCUUUUAGCGAUAAAGUUGAUCCAAGUAGUGAAGAUGAAAUUGGGAAAGCUUUUAGAGAAUUUGUUCUUAAAGAAAAAAAGCUUGAAUCCGUCCCUUUGGCACCUCACAAUGGUAACAUUUUUAAUGUUAUCUUUCAUAAUAGUGCAGGUAUUUGGUUUUAUCAUGAAAUUGGAUUAUUAACAGAGUUUUUUGAAAAAAUGAAAGAAAAAGAGGUUAAUGUUGAUUCUCUUUCUAACCUCUUCAAUGAAAAACAUAGCUUUGCUUUUGCAAGAGCUUUAGGCUUGAUUGGAAAACUUGUAGCUGUACCCUUAUGGACUGUAUUAGAAGAUGAUAUUGUUGAAGUUGGAUUGAGAUAUAACUCUCUAUUAAAAAAUAUUGAAAAUUGGGCUAAAGAUUCCUCUAAAUUUAUGAAAGGACAAGAGCGCUUGUUUGAAGAUGUGCCGGUUUCACAUGAUGCUGUAUAUGCCAGUUUAGUCAAAGAUAAUGAGGCCACUGAUGUUUUGACUAAAGAGUUACUUGAACUUUUGUUUACAGCAUUCGUAUCGUACAUAAAAUUUUUCAUGCAGGGAAAUAAAACUUCUGAGAAAAUCAAUGGUGAAUCAGCAAUGGAAGUAGACAAAGAUUUUAAGACACAAAUUCAUGAAGAUUUUGCCUCAUUUGAUAGAAUUACUCUAAAUAUCCAUUCAUCUCCCACAUUUGCUCUAGAUGCACUUACAUUAUAUAGCAAAACAAGAAAUGGAGCUUGGCAAGAUAAAUUGUGUAACAAGGAUAACAUAAAAGUAUUUGAUUGCAUGGAGAAAGAUAAUACUAAGCAGUUGAAAUCGUUGUAUAAAAGGAAGAUAAAACUUAGUGAUUUAAAAGGUCAGUCUUUGGACAAAAAUGAUACCUAUAAAUUGAUUGAAAAAAAGUACAAAUUAAUAGACGACCUUGUUAAAUUUGGUGGUCUUUGGAAGAGUGAAAAAGAAAUUGAUGCCCAAAUGAGAGAAAUAAAAGAGGUAGAUAAAUUGAAAGCUCUGCAAGCACAAAUUCGCUUCCGAAAAUACAUUUUAAGCGAAGAACAUGACAAUGGUUUGUUGGAUUUAGCUUGUGAAGGGAAGUUUUUCAAUUCUAUUAAACUGCGAGACAAUUUAAAAGUUAUCAUCAAGAAAGAAGCAGACUUAGCUGAUGUGUUUGAGCUAGCUACAGCUACUGAUGAUGAACAAAAACGUGGGCAAAUAAUUGAAUCUUGUAAGAAUGCUCAAGAAUUAGUUCCCAAGGAGGAUCCUGGCAAAACUGUGCCAAAAGAAAAUUUGUCUUGGCUUCUGGGUAAACUUGUAUGUCAUUUGUUUCUUUCAGAACAAGGAAAAGAGUGGAUUACUGGUGUUUGCAUUGCAAGAAGAAAUUUGAAUGGGUCUUGUUCAUACUACAUAAGAUACAAAAGUAAAGGCAUUCUGAGUGUUCCUGAUAGCAGAAUAGCUGAUGAUUUAAGAAGUCAGAACCUGAAAGUUGUAGAUCCGGCAGUCAAUGACCUUGUUGGAUCUAGACUUAGUCGAGCAUUCAUUAAAGACGAUGGUGAAUUAGAAUGGCUAGAUUGUAGAGCUGUGGGAGUUACUAAUCGUGGAUCAGACUUUAUUGUAGAAUUUGACAUGUAUGGUGGUGAUUUGCAAGUUGAUGAUGUUAAUAUUCCUGAACUUGAGACACUUACUUUUGCUACCCAACUACUUGAUGAAUAUAGAACUGGCCACCUUCGAUUGCUUUAACCAGCGACUUAACUUACUCAUAUUGAGAAGUUAAGUGCCUAAAAGAUACCUUCUAUGUGAAUAAAGGGGUCAAGCACUGUCUGUAAAAAUCACCGUUUCGCUUCAGUUUUUACAAUGUACAGUUUUUGCUGUUUUAUUACAUGUCAUUUGUACCUAUUUAUAGGUAAUCCAUUUCAUUUUUUUAGACAACCUGUGAAUAAGCAUAAGUUGUCAUAGCGCUUUUAUCUCAUCAUUUAUCACUCAUAUGUGUUUACUCAUGACUUUUACCAGUGACUGCAUCUCAGAUUAAUUUCAUACAUUCAUUUUUCCAUUUAUUUUUAAAACAUUCUAGUUAUUAGUUAAUGUUUUGGGUUUGUUUUUAUUUUUGAAUAGCUUCUGUUUAAAUUUGCAAGACUGUGAUUUUCAAACUGAAUUAGCUAAAAAUAAAAAAAAAUGGCUAGUCAAAUUCUUAUGUUUUUAGAAUUAAGUUCCUUUGAUUUAUUAGAAAUAGUUCCUUUACAGUGAAAAUUAUGUGCAUGAAACUAAAAUCCAUAAAUAUUUGCUUGUUAAGUAGUACCACUUGUAGAUGAAAUCUGACAGUAAAUAGAUUCACAUUUAAUAAUACUCAUAUUAUUCAUUUAUUUGUUAAGUUUUUAUUUUGCUUACUUAGUUGUUUUUAAUGUAUUUUGCUGUUUUAACUUAAAAAUUCUAUUUCAUUUCAUAAAAUUUUCCGACUUAUAGUCAAAAUAAUAACUUUAUUUUUUUAAAGAUAAAAUCGAAUCUGACUUAAUCUGAAAGCUGUACCAUACAAUUUUAUCCUAUUGCAUUACUAAAAGUUACCUUAUAAGAAAAUGUUUAAAUUUUAUGAUAUGAUGGAUGUCUUUAAAAGUAUGGUAAAGUGACAAGUAUUCUGGUAAUAUUUGAAAUGCAUUUGUUGAACCACUUUGCUAUGGGAGUUGUGCAUUUAUAUAUAUUUUUCAUGACUGAAGCGAUUUUAAAAUUUUAGAAUACAAUUAACAGUGUGGAUUUUAUGAUGGCAUAUCUUCAUGUCAUGUUAUACUUAACAUUUGUAUUCAUGUGUAGCUUCUUAUAAGUAUAUGUAUUGUCAUUUGUGUAGAUUUUCAUUGUAUGUGAUUUUAAUUGGUACCAUAGGUGAUGGUAUUAAAUUCUUUUUCAUUCUGAAAAAAAAAGUAUGCUUUAAAAUUUGUCAUCAAUGUGUAAAAGUAGUUGUAAUUUUUAACAUGUAAGUUGUGUGCUAACUAUAAAACCAUUUGCUUGUUGAGUUGAAAUUACAUCCAUACCUUUCUCUAAAAUUGGGCCAAAUGGAUUUCUUGUAGGAGCCACCAAUUUUCCAUACAACUUAAAUGUAAUACAUUCUCAUCUGAUAAAUAAAUGUUCUUUGAAUAUA
This is a messenger RNA of Parasteatoda tepidariorum (common house spider), 5477 nucleotides long. RefSeq lists its product as uncharacterized. The record is from RefSeq and is a predicted model, not a curated record. NCBI's taxonomy places the organism in Eukaryota, Metazoa, Arthropoda, Arachnida, Araneae, Theridiidae. Gene Ontology annotation, molecular function: 3'-5'-RNA exonuclease activity.